UACCUUCAAGGAUGAAAACCUUAAAAAAGGAACUGAAAUAACACCAGCCCUCAAGCAAACAAUUCAAGAAUCAUGUAUUUCAAUUGUCAUAUUCUCCAAAAACUAUGAAAUUUUCUCCAUGGUGCUUGGACGAGCUUGUUGUGAUAAAUGAAUGCAGAGAAAAGUCGGGGCAAAUAGUUUUGCCAGUUUUUUACCGUGUAGAUCCAACUGACGUUCAAGCGCUGAGAGGCCCUUUCGCAAGUGCACUUGCUAGGCUUUUAAAAGAUCCCAGCGAUAGUUCACACAACCUGGGUGGAUGGUGCCAUGCUUUGAAGACAAUCAGCAACGACUUAAGUGCUUUUGUUUCGAAUGAGAUCAAGAAGCUAUGUAACAAUGCAUAACUUACUGCAACAAAUGGGAAAGGAGAUUGUGAAUGAGGAAUGCAAACAGCCUGGAGGACGCAGUAGGUUGUGGAAUCGUGAGGACAUUUCUCAUGUAUUCAAAACAAAUACAGGAACUGAUAAGAUUGAGUGCAUUUCGUUUGAGAUGUUGAAUGCUGGAGCUUUUGAGAUAAGUUCCAAAAUUUUCAUGAAGAUGCCUAAUCUUAAAUUCCUCAGUAUCUAUGACUCUGAAUUGAUUUUGCCUGAUGGCCUUGAUUUUCUUCCGGAACAGCUGAGAUAUUUAUCUUGGCAUCGUUACCCUUUGAAAUCGUUGCCGUUGAAGUUUUGCCCAAAUAACCUUGUACAACUUCACCUGCCUGAAAGCCAACUCAAACAACUGUGGGAUGGAGAUAAUAAGCCUUUUAAAAGUUUGGAAGUUAUGAACCUCCAGAGCUCUCUGUCUUUAUUGAGAAUUUCGGACUCGUUUCAAGCCCCAAACCUUGAGGAAUUACGUUUGUCAAGUUGUAGCAGUUUAAUUGAGAUUCCUUCAUCUCUUAAAUAUUCAACCAAGCUUGUUCGGCUACACUUAGACUACUGUGUAAGUAUUCGCAGUUUGCCAAGCUUCCUUCAGUUAGAAAAUCUUGAGAUUCUUGAUCUUCGAGGUUGCAGUAAACUUGACGAAUGUCCUGAGCUUCCUUGCAAUUUAAGGGAUUUAAAUUUAAGUGAAACUGCAAUAAAACAAUUGCCUUCAUCAAUUGGACAUUGCUCUCAACUUGUUGAAUUAUCGUUAAGUGAGUGUACAGAGCUUGAAAAUCUUCCAAACUGCAUUGGCCAGUUACAAUCUCUAAUCUUCUGACGAGAAACU
This is a messenger RNA of Jatropha curcas, 1224 nucleotides long. The record is from RefSeq and is a predicted model, not a curated record. Lineage: Eukaryota; Viridiplantae; Streptophyta; Magnoliopsida; Malpighiales; Euphorbiaceae.